ACUCUCUUUUGCUUGCCUUCCUCUGCGCCCCUGGCCGCCCGUCUAGAAUAGCAGGCCAAGGUGGCGGCUGCAGACCUGGCUGUGAAAUCUCACCUCGCUGGUGAACACCAGCCUGCUCCAGCACCUGCAGGCUGUGCCACUUCCACUGGGGGCCUUCACCCCUCUGGGCCUCCGAGUCUCACCUGCCAGUCAGGGAGGAAGCCUGAGGAUUCAGCGAGAUGGUUUAUGCAGUGUCGGCAGUUGGUACGGCUGAGCGGUGGUGGCCGUCGGGAGUUUGGGCCCUUGCAGUCCUGCUUUGUCAUUAUCUGCUUGCCAGACCGGCCUCCACCGUGUGGGAGGACCCCAGGGUGGGGCCGCAUGCCGCACUUCCUUCUGUUGUCAGCUCCCGGCAGCGCUGGGCCUACAGACCUUGAACGCAUGGUGUUAGCCUCGCCGGAGGAGAGUGAAGUGUCAAAUGAUGGGUCGGCCUAGAUGCCUUCCAGCCCUGAAAUUCUAUGAUCAGGAAAUUACCCAGGAAAAAGCUCCCCUCGCCGGGUCCUUUCUAAGGUUUCUCCGUGGGACUUUAUUACACACUGCAGAUGAAGAAACGGAGGCUCAGAGAGGUUAAGGCACACCCCGAGGUCACACAGCAGAUGACAGACAGCCCCCCGUGCCUGCCUCCAGCCCACUGCCUGACCGCCACCUCUUGGGAGCCAGCGUGGGCAGGGAGUUCUAAUUAAGGACCAUCACACGCCAUCCUUUCCGAGGGACAGUGACAAAAACAGCCUCCUUCCGUCCUGCACUGCGAACCUCCCUUCCGGGUCCUCGCCCCCGAGGGACCCGACACCGUCACCAAGAUUAAUUACUUACUCCUCAACCCCUUUGGACGGGGAAGGGAACCACUGGUGUUGAGCUUGAUGAACGGUGCAUCAGGAGACAGGACCGGCGGUCUGAGGUUUGCUGGCCCAGCAGGUGGCUUUGUUUCCGGAAGAGACCAGUUUCGUGCAAGAAGAGUCAUCCCACCCUGAAUGGUCCACGUAGCCUUUGGGUGUCACGGGGUGAAGUCCGGUGCACCGGGGUGGCCGUCAGCAAGACGAAGGGAAGUCGGCCGGAGCAGGGCUUGAGGCCCCCCCCCCGGGAGUUCUCACGUGGCCUUGGGGUCGAGCCCCCAUCUCUGGGGUUUUUCUUCUAGGUCCCUCCUCAGUUAGGCGCGAUUUCCUCCCACCCAUCCCUGGGAGCCCUCCUCAGGACAGCAGACAUGGCGGCCAUAAGGAGAAGGACCCUCAAAGUGCUCACCCUCCUGGUCCUCUUCAUCUUCCUCACCUCCUUCCUCCUGAAUUACUCCCACAUCGCGGUGACCACCACCUGGUUCCCCAAGCAGAUCGUCAUCGAGCUCUCGGAGAACUUCAAGAAGCUGAUGACCUACUCGCACAGGCCCUGCACCUGCGCCCGCUGCCUCAGCCAGCGCGGGGUCUCGCCCUGGUUCGACGAGCGCUUCAACUGGUCCGUGCAGCCGCUGCUGACGGCGCAGAACGCGCUCUUGGAGGACAGCACCUACAGCUGGUGGCUGAAGCUCCAGCGGGAGAAGCGCCCCAGUGACUUGAACGACACCCUCAAGAUGCUUUUCCGAGUGGUGCCGGGGAACGUGGACCCCCUGCUGGAGAAGAAGUCGCAGGGCUGCCGGCGCUGCGCCGUCGUGGGCAACUCGGGCAACCUGCGGGGGUCCGAGUACGGGUCCCAGAUAGACGGUCACGACUUCGUGCUGAGGAUGAACAAGGCCCCCACCGCGGGGUUUGAAGUCGACGUGGGGAGCAAGACCACCCACCACCUCAUGUACCCUGAGAGCUUCAGGGAGCUGGCCCACAACGUCAGCAUGGUUCUGGUCCCCUUCAAGAUCCUCGACCUGGAGUGGGUGGUCAGUGCCACCACCACGGGCACCAUCUCCCACACCUACGUGCCUGUCCCCGCGAAGAUCAAAGUGAAGAAGGACCAGAUCCUGAUAUACCACCCGGCCUUCAUCAAGUACGUCUUCGACAGCUGGCUGCAGGGCCACGGGCGGUACCCGUCCACCGGCAUCCUCUCCGUCAUCUUCUCCCUGCACGUCUGCGACGAGGUGGACUUGUACGGCUUCGGGGCAGACAGCAAAGGCAACUGGCACCACUACUGGGAGAACAACCCGUCGGCGGGGGCCUUCCGCAAGACCGGGGUGCACGACGGGGACUUCGAGUCCGUCGUCACGGCCACCUUGGCGUCCAUCGACAAGAUCCGGAUCUUCAAGGGGAGAUGACCCCGGGCAGGGAAGGGUCACGGACGGGCACACCAGAGCGCGCCUCCCUCGCCAGCCCCGGCUUCUGGCCGGAGCUGUUCCGUUCUGCUCAGCACCUGCGCGGCAGGGUCGCCGAGCACUGCCGGGGCUGCCGAGCCCGUCUCCCAGCCAGCCCGGGCGAGGAGACCCCUCGCUGCUUCGGAAGGUGGGCGAGUCCGUCUCCUGGAGACUGCUGUGUUUGAAAGGGCAGGACUGUUUCCCAGGGGGCAUGGGCAGAGACCUUCCUCGGCCCGGGGGGCCUGGGCUGACUCCCCCGGACUCCGGUUCUCGCUGGGAUGUUUCCGAGUGAGUGAGGACGGCUUCCGGCACACGGCCGCCUGGGCCACAUCACCACUGGGGGCCGGAUGACACCUUACUGGCGGAUGCCGGGCCUCCCCCUCCCUGGGGGGGACGGCCCUGCGUGCCCGCCCCGCAGGCCUGCGUCGUGGCGAGCCACCUGUGACCCCAGCGGGCGCCCUCUCCCCAAGCCGGUGCUCUCCCGGGCGACCCGUCUGUCGUUAAAGCUGUGGCUGAGAGCAGAUGUGGCUGCCCCCAUGUGCCUUUGUCUUUGGGGAGACUGUGCGUGCGGUGGCUGAAACGAGGCAAGCGCCCCGACUCGGGGAAGGGGACCCCUGGCCACCGCCCCCGUGGCUCUUAGCUGGGGACAUCGUCUCAUUUCCUGAGUCCGCCCCCGAAUGGGUCCAAUGCUCAGAAGCCGUGGGACAUCCUUCCCUUUUCCACAGACUGCUGGACCAGGGGCCGUCACCUCGAAGCCCAUGGAGAGGGUCUUCCCCCACCUGCGUGUCCCCCGAGGGCCCAUGCUCUGGGCCGGGUCCCUGCCGGCCCGCCGCGUGGUGCCCCCAGGGGUGGGGGAGCCCCUAGGAAUGCGACCGUCAGAGUGGGGGGGGGAGUCAUACCUCAUUCUCACUCUCUUCCUCGUCAGCCUUCCUGAUUAUUUAUUGAUUUUGUUGUUGUUGUUGUAUUCAGCUGACAUCACGUGCACUUUCUGACUUUGUCGCUGGUCCUGGGGUUUCAAUGACGCUUCCUCCUGCUCCACGCAGCAGCCGGGCAGUGGGGGGCUUACUGUGUGCUCUGUGGGGAUCCUCAGACUCGGGUGUAUUGGGGUGCCUGGAGUGGGGGGUCCUUGGGGCAGGUCCGUGGGUUUGUGGAGUGCCCUGUGCCUCCUUCUCUCCCGGCCCCGCCUUUUCUUUUCUCUUGGGGAUCUCGGGUCCAGCCUCGGGCCAGGGCCCUCCAGAACCCUCGGGACCGGUGAGGAGUGGAGUCCUCCCAGGCACGGGGGGGCAGUGAUGGGGGCUCCGGUUACUGACAUUUCAUAGAAAAACCAUUUUUUCUCCCGUUGAGGGCAUUUCCCCAAAGGCCACCGCUGCUCCGAGGAGGUGUGACGGGGCCCUCCGUAGUGGUGUGCGCAGGAGGCCCGUCUCGGAGCCAAAGGGCCUACCACCUCUGCUCCCCGUGGCGCCCCGGCCAGCCCUGCUCUCCUGGCCUCGGUGUCUCCUCUGCCGGUGAGGGGAGAGGAGCUGUGGGAGCUCAGGGGCCACCGCCGGCACCAGGCAACUCGAGGGAGUCCCCAGAAAUGGCGUGCCACAUUUUUUUUUCUGAGUCCGUAUGUGUGAGCAUUUUCCUGGGGGAAGGUUUUAUAGCUUGUAUUAGAUUCUUAAAGAUUCACAAUCCAGAAAGUGUUUUUUUAGAAACAAACAAGCAAGAAAACCUCUCCCAGCUGUAAAGUCCUCCUACACGUAAGACUCUCUGGACGGACACGGGCUCAGAGAUCGCUGUGAGGAUGGCUGUCCCAGGGCAGGCCCACGGCGGAACUUGACACCAGACGUGAGGAACUCGGCCAGCGGCGGGUGGCUGGCCGACCCGUCCCAGGGACAGACCUUGGGGAAGACGGCCACGGGGACGGGGGGCAGUGUGACCGGCUCCUGAGCCCCUCUCCCCUUCUCCUGCAAGCCGAGCCUGUCCAGCAUGGCACGUCCAGGACAAGGAGCCUGCUUCCUUGGGCUGUGCAGCCAGAGCGGGCCCCCCAAGGGAGGACGUGCCCCCAGCCGAGCUGCUCGGGUCUGCCGCCUGCUCCCUGCCCUGUCUCCCUCCUUCCCGCCAGGCUGCUCCAGCCCUGGGGUUUCUCCCAGCCCCAGGCAUCUGGCUCUCCCAUUUCACAGAUGAGAACAGCAAGGCCCAGGGAGGGACACGACUUGCAGAAGUGAGCUGAUGGUGACCAAUAGCACAACAGGAACAUUUUGAGCAAAAAACAGGGCACCACUGACUCCACGUUUAAAACAUCCGGGGGUGGGCUUCCCCUGCGAGGUUCAUCCCGCAUCUCAAGGCACCAUCCCUGGGGGCAGGCUGCUGGCUGCCCAGCCUCUGGCCGCCGGCUGCCUCCUCGGGCUGCAGGGGGGCUCCGGGGGGCUGUAGUCCCUGCCUCCUCAACGCCAUCUGCCCCGGGGAGGGGACAGCUGUGUGCUCCCGUAGCCCCAGCCAUGACACCGCCUUGUGUCCUACUCCCUUAGCCAAGGGGACUGACGAAACCAACGCCAGUCAGUGGCCAGGAUUACAAGUCAAUGCAUGGGUCGGCUUAAAGCAGUGGGACCCACACUGUGGGUAGGACCGGCUGAGGGUCGGACCCGAGUGCUUCUCGCAAGGUGUUCGGUGGCGCCGUGGGCAGCAGCACACGGUGCAGCCACUUGGGGAGCUUUCUGGCAGGCCCACCGCCUCCCCACAGUUGGGCUGCCUGGGGCCCAGGGCACAUCCAUCAUCCACCCUGCGGUGGGCAGAGAGCUCCUUGGAGACCAGCCGAGGGCCCAGACAGGGAGCAGAGGUGCCCCUGCCUGCAGCAAGCAGCGCUGAGCCUGAAGCUGUAAGGAGGGAGGCUCAUGAACCAGAGAGAGCCCAGCAGCACCCCAGCCUUCAGCCCUGCCCCCCGCCCCUCCCUCCCACCCCCCAGAGGGCCAGGAGCAGGAGACACCUGUGCGCUCCUCUCCCACCUGCUGAGGGCGAGAGGAGGCAGGUGUGUAGCCUCUGGCUCCCAGUGUGACCCGGGGCAGAGCAGAAAGUGCUUACACUGAUGCUGUGGACACCCUUGGCUAUUGCCCAGCAAGCCACGUGGACUGGGGUUGGCGGGAGAAACCAGUCGAAAGGAAACAUAUGCAGUAGGCAAGCCAGGCACAGUGGGGAGGGCGGGUGCCGAGGCUCGGUGGCGUCUGGGUCUCCGCUGCGGCCGACGGGGCAGCGAGAGGCGGGCCCUGCCCCGACACGCACUGGGCCUCUGGGUCGAAGGUGGAAUCCAUUCAGACUAUUGGGACUGCUGUUUGCUUUAUCUGUGCUCCUCCAGGCAGCCCAAACCCAGAGAAAAUGAAACUCAGGAAAGAGUCGCCUACCCUCUCCGAGCCAUCCCUGCCUCGCCCGUCAUGCAUGGUCCCUGGCCUGGUUGUCCAGGAACCCCAAGGCCCGAGUGGCCGCUGUCUAGUGUAAGGUGGCUGGACGCUGGCCGUGUGCCAUCCAGACUCAGCUGUCCUCUCCCUCGGACAUCUGGGCUGCAGCCACCGGGCCACAGGUGGCCAGCCCGCUGGUCCCCCUCCCCUGGCGCCCGGGCUGGCCAGCGUUGAGGUGGAGUCAGCUUCCCUCCUCUCGUUCGUCCUGGACACCAGCUCGUGACCCAGGGGUGCUGCGUGACACCUCCGAGCGAGGAAAAGAAGGGGGCUCUCGGGGAGCAGCGGCGAGGGGCAGAGCCCGUCUUCCCCGCAGCAGGCAUUGGCACUUUCUUUCUCGGCGAAGACCGCUGUGCUUCCUCCAGGCAGCCCUCCUGACGUCCCUCGGGCCUCGUGGCGUCUGGGGUCGGCCACAGUAGUACGGAUCUGCCGUCUGUGGCCCAGGGGCCCAGCCCCGAGCCGGACGCCAGCUGAAACCCCGCCCCGGGCCAGGAAUCCCCGCCCCGCAGGGUGAGCCCGGUGCCCGACCACGUUAGCAUGUCCCGAUUUCACGUCAAAGCCAAAGUCUCCCGAGCACUUUUUCUUUUGGGCGAUCUCGUUUGCUUGGUUGUUGGUGUUCCUUGGUUUUUCCCUCCCCUUCCCGCCCCCCCCCCCCGGCCUCGCCCUCGUGUUCGGGCAGCCGAGCGUUCGCGAGAGUCGCCUCCCUGGGCCUCUGCUGUGUUUUAUUUAUUGUUGAACGCAUUUCCAAUGAUCUGAAUCAAAGUGGAUUAAAAAAAAGAGCUAUUUUA
Phyllostomus hastatus (greater spear-nosed bat) is the source of this 6518-nucleotide messenger RNA. It is a transcript of the gene ST3GAL1, whose product is annotated as ST3 beta-galactoside alpha-2,3-sialyltransferase 1. Lineage: Eukaryota; Metazoa; Chordata; Mammalia; Chiroptera; Phyllostomidae. The transcript is spliced from 8 exons. The record is from RefSeq and is a predicted model, not a curated record. The coding region runs from base 1238 to 2266 and encodes 342 amino acids. Gene Ontology annotation, molecular function: beta-galactoside (CMP) alpha-2,3-sialyltransferase activity.